Erigeron canadensis is the source of this 1828-nucleotide messenger RNA. Its product is annotated as amino acid permease 4-like. Bases 167 to 1708 code for a protein of 513 amino acids. The record is from RefSeq and is a predicted model, not a curated record. The transcript has 8 exons. Gene Ontology annotation, cellular component: plasma membrane. NCBI's taxonomy places the organism in Eukaryota, Viridiplantae, Streptophyta, Magnoliopsida, Asterales, Asteraceae.
UCCUGUCACUAUUUGCACCCUCUUUAACUUGACAUCCAUAUAUACUCAUUACUACUUUACUACUACUGUUUCUCCUAGCUAUAAAACAUCACCAGGAUUUAAUUAAAUUCUCUAUAAGUUUUUAUCACCAUUAUUAAUCCCUCACUGCAAUAACACCUUUACAAUAAUGCUGCCAAGAAGUAGAACCAUGCCUUCAAGAAUCCAUCAUGGAGUUCUUGAAGAAAGACAAGAUAUUAUGCACUAUUCACAAGUUGGAGCUCGAACUGAUAUUGUUGAUACCGAGUCCCAAUCAAUGAAUGUUGAGUCCAACUAUUCAAAGAGCUUUGAUGAUGAUGGUCGUCUAAAGCGUACCGGUACCUUAUGGACUGCAUCAUCUCAUAUAAUCACAGCAGUUAUUGGUUCGGGAGUCUUAUCAUUGUCAUGGGCUGUAGGACAACUCGGUUGGGUUGCUGGACCGACUAUUAUGAUCAUGUUCUCCUUGGUCAUUCUUUACACUUCUAAUCUUCUAUCACAAUGUUAUAGGUCCGGUGACCCUGUCACUGGCCCAAGAUGCUAUACUUACAUGGAUGCUGUCAAGGCUCAUUUAGGGGGGCGUAAAGUGAAGAUAUGUGGCAUGAUACAAUACCUGAAUUUAUUUGGGGUGGCAAUUGGCUACACAAUUGCAGCUUCUGUUAGCAUGUUGGCGAUAAAAAGAUCAAAUUGUUUUCACAGAACCCAUGGAAAAGACCCGUGUCAUAUGUCAAGCAACGGGUAUAUGAUAGCAUUUGGGAUCAUGGAAGUACUAUUUUCCCAGAUCCCAGAUUUCAACCAAGUGUGGUGGCUCUCUAUCGUCGCUGCUGUCAUGUCAUUCACUUACUCUUUUAUCGGUCUAGCACUCGGAAUAGCUGAAACGACAUCAAACAAGGAAAUCAAAGGGAGCUUGACCGGGAUAAGCAUAGGAGCGGUAACGCAUGUUGGUACAGUUACUGCCACCCAAAAGUUAUGGAGGAGCUUUCAAGCUUUAGGAGCUAUUGCUUUUUCAUAUUCUUAUUCCAUCAUCCUUAUUGAAAUUCAGGAUACAAUUAAAUCACCUCCUGCAGAAUACAAGACGAUGAAAAAAGCAACUUAUUUAAGCAUUUUUGUCACGACAAUCUUCUAUAUGCUUUGUGGGUGUAUGGGCUAUGCUGCUUUCGGGGAUGAGGCACCAGGGAAUCUUUUGACCGGGUUUGGGUUUUAUGACCCAUAUUGGCUACUUGAUAUAGCCAAUAUUGCCAUUGCAGUGCAUCUUGUUGGUGCUUAUCAGGUUUUUUGCCAACCAUUAUUUGCAUUUGUCGAGAAAUGGAGUGCACAAAGAUGGUCAAAGAGUGAUUUUGUGACCGCAGAUUACGACCUCCCAAUUCCAUUUUAUGGAGUUUUUCAGGUUAAUUUUUUCCGCCUGGUGUGGAGGACCACAUUUGUGAUCAUUACCACAGUCAUAGCCAUGUUGCUGCCUUUCUUCAACGACGUUGUUGGAUUGCUAGGAGCCUUAGGGUUCUGGCCAUUGACCGUUUACUUCCCCAUUGAAAUGUAUAUGUCUCAAAAGAAGAUCAAAAGAUGGACACGGCAAUGGAUUGGAUUUCAGAUACUUAGUUUGGGGUGCCUCUUGGUUUCUUUAGCUGCUGCUAUCGGAUCAGUAGCUGGUGUAGUCUUAGAUCUCAAAACUUACAAGCCAUUCAAGACUAGCUACUAAGUUCUAACAUGUUUGUUUUCUUAGUUACUAGUAUUUAGCAUGUACAUGUAUUGCUUAAACGCUACACAAUCCUGCAUUGAAAGUUUGAACUUAAAUAAGACUUUUGAUAUGUUUCUUACA